Mesorhabditis belari is the source of this 540-nucleotide messenger RNA. The record is from the annotation of a GenBank genome assembly. Lineage: Eukaryota; Metazoa; Nematoda; Chromadorea; Rhabditida; Rhabditidae.
AUGGGUCAAAUUGCUCUUUCUGUUGCAACAAUUCCGAAAAGUGGACUGCCAAAAGAUCUCCGACUUCUCAAGCAACAGUUCAAUAUUAUGUUGGUGUCUUUUGAAAACGCAGGCAUCAGUCUACCGCCAUUCCGUCAACUACACUACUUUGAGACCUCGUCAUUCUUGUUCGAGUUGCUAAAGAAAUUCUAUUUUGGUAUUUUUUUGGAACUUCAAAAGAAAGUGAUGAACGUCGGCUUUUACCUGGAUGCUUUUGGAAACCCAGCUGGCUUUGUGACGGAUUUGAAAGACUUUUUCGCGGGUCUCUUUAUUGAGGGGGACGUGCUUUUUCAGAUUCCAUGUUAUGGUGGCUGGCGCAAAGAAGCUCUACGGAUUCCGCGUAUUCGUCGCCUCGUGUGUGCUCACAACGGUAACGAUAGGUUUUGUGCUAUGGGACGAGCAGAAUCAACGGAAUCGACGACAAGAAGGCGUUCGACAACGAUUGAAAAGCGUGCAACAACAACAGAACAUGACCGAUUACGCUAUGCAGAAACAAAAAUA